CACCUCCUCUCGGAGCCAACACGGAAAGGCGUUUCGUCUUGUGUGAAGAGUCUGUUUUACCGCAAUGGUACUUCAGUAGCUCUCCAGUUCCGCACGAGAGAUACUGACCCAAGAGAAUAGGGUGGUGCCCGCGCACUGACACAGUCCAUGCGCGUUCACGCGUUUAUCUGGAGUCGAUUGAGCAGACAAGAACCGAGCAGAGCAGGUGUGCGCUUCUAGUCCUGGAUUCAGACCUCCUCUCUGUCAUCUCUGACUUUGAUGGACUUACAUGCGGCGCGUUAGUGCGUAACUACGGGCUCUUGGUUCUGGUGGAUGACACCAUAUGCGUGUUUAUUGCUCAGGGUGAAAGUAUCCUUCUUCAGAAUACAGUUCGGUGGAGAUCUUCAUCAUGAACACCGGUAGUGAAUCUCAGUCAUCAGACUCAGAUGCCUGGCGUUCACGUAGUAUGUCUGAGGAUUUGAGGAAUGGAGAUGCCAGCAGCUCGUCCUUGACCGCUAAAGGCUUUCGUAGUGUCAGACCCAACCUGCAGGACAAGAAAUCUCCCACACCGGUCCCUCUGCCACCCCCUCGGAGAGAGAGCUAUCAUGUGAUUCCCAACCCCCCCUCUUACAGCACCCUCCCAAUGCUGUCAGUCUCCUCUCUUUCUCCCUCACAGAGUGAUGAUAUUGUUACCACAGGCUCUUACACCAUCAAAUCUAGUGCCACCUCCUCAUCCUCAUACUCCUACUCUAAGACCACCCAAACCUCCACUACCACCUCUGGAGCUCCCCUUGAGGAGCCCCCCCUCUUCCAACAGGCUAAUGCUAACAGCUUCAUCACUCGGAUUCUGGAGAGCAAAUUGUCCUCAGCAAAAUUCACCACUGACCACCUAAAUGCAAACUCAGAGGCUAAUGCUAACAAGAUCAUAAUAAAUAAAACUGACCCUAAUUCUAAAACUAAGCCAUUCACGAAAAGUACAUGUGCUAGUUCACUCCCCACUCCUCCACAGCAAGACUCCAUUGGCACUUCAGAAACACACGUAGCCUCUCUCUCCAUCCAGUUCGCUCCCCGCAGUCCCGAACCCCAACCACAGACCCAGUCAGGGUGUGAGACUGAAUCCAGGACAAAUGCACUGGACCAAGCUGACUCCACGCAAACCCCUCUUGUACCACCAAGACCAGCAGGCGUUGUGGUGCAUGAGGUUUCCCCAGUAAGAAGGUGCACCGGAUCACUCACCUCUGGACCGCCCUCUCCAGACCCGUCGCCACGUCGGUCACCCUAUAGCAGGGCCAGUCAGGACUCCCCCGACUUUCUUUCAGGGCUAUUGCACAAGGCCCUCUCGCCGACACCCUACGCCCCUCUGGAACAUUCUGGGCUAAUGUUGGCCUCUCCUGCCCCGUCACCAGUAACCGUGUCAGCGCUGAGCAAUUAUUCAUCAUCCACAGUUGGGCUGGAGGAGCUGCAGAUCUGCGGCAUUGACUCCUCCCCCACGGCCACGCCCACCCCAUCCCCCACACUCAGUCAUGCCCCUGACGAGGUCCCCAACUUUGCUGCCACAGGCACUAACGGUCAGAUGGCAGUGAACGGAAGCUCUCACUCUCAAAGGCCCUUUUCUCCACCUGCAUACCCCCCUCCUCCCCCAACCCUAAGCCCAGGCCUGGUAAAGGUCCAGCAGGGUCAAAGUUCAGAGGGUUCAGAGACAAUGAAGAGAGAAACUGUGGUCUCUGGUCAGACCGUGGUCAGUAGCUCUGUGCCCAUUGCUCGGUUCUCAGAGGAAGAGAAGAAGGUGUCCAUCAUAAAAGCGCCCCAUUACGAAGGCAUUGGACCUGUGGAUGAGUCAGGCAUUCCCAUCGCCAUCCGCACGACUGUGGACAGACCCAAAGACUGGUACAAGACCAUGUUCAAACAGAUCCACAUGGUUCAUAAACCAGAUGAUGACUAUGCAGACACUUAUAAUGCCACAUAUGCCAUCAUAAACAAUGACAACUACACCACUGUCCAUGUCCACCCUCCCCCUCGAACACACACCUACCGGCCUCUGUCCAGAAAUACCUCAGAAACUCCAGACGGUGCUGCCCACAGGGAGCUCUCACCAUCACCCGUGCCCCCACCACCCCCACCAAUGCCCUCACUCCUCCAGCUCCGCUCACGAGACAUGGACAGAGAGAAGGAGCUUUCGCACGACCCAAAUGAGUGGGGUCCUCCAGAUCGUAAAGUGGACACGCGUAAAUACCGGGCAGAACCGCGGAGCAUCUUUGAGUAUGAGCCAGGCAAAUCCUCCAUUCUCGAGCAGGAAAGACCUACAUUUGAUUUAAACCCAGAUGACAUAGAUUUAGAGAACGAGCCUUGGUUUAAAUUCUUUUCCGAGUUGGAGUUUGGACGGCCGCCUCCUAAAAAGAGGCUGGAUUAUAAUCCUGACUACUCCACGCAUGCUGUGGCGCAGUCAUCCCUCAAUCUCUCGCCUGCCGAACGGCCUGACGGACCCUCAAGUCCUGCAAGUGACUAUAGGAAAAGGCGAAAGUCAGAGCCAUCUGUCACUCAAGCCAACACAGGAAGUGAUCAGAAUGCCCGCCCUCUGGACUCCCAUAAAGCACAGACUCUGAAGAAGCCCACCAUACGUUCCUCCCCCUCCUCACCUUCCAGAGUCAAAGCUGGAGAUGCUAGUGAGUCCCUCUCCUCCUGUGUGAGCUCUCCAGGGAUGGAGCGCCCAUCCUCUCGUCUCUCCUCUGAUUCCCCUUCUCUCUCUACGCCAACCUGGCGUAGCUCCAAACGCUCCAUCUGCUUCAAGAAUGGUUGGCAGACACACCAACCCGAAGCUGGAGAAACUUGGAGCAGCGCUGACGACGAAUCUGCCAUGGCCUCUUCAUCACCAAGGAUCAAAUCACGGAGCUGCGACGAUCUGUUAUCUAAUGGACAUGGUGCUAGUAAUGACGGGAGAGCAUCCACUUCUGUGACUACCACUCGCUCGGAAAGUGCAGGUUCUUUGCUUGAUGAAGGUGUUACACAGCAGCCUCAAGUAAAAAGUCUUACCUCAUCCCCCAGGGGACGUCGACAUCACAGACGCAAGAUGCCACAUGAUGCUCCAGGUUUCCUUCAGCUUUACAAGAAGAUGCACCACAUUGACCGAGAGCAGCUGUUGCCCUCAGAGGUGAUUCGUUCAGUACGUGCACGGAUCCUUGAACUGGAACGGCAACAGCAGCAGGGGCACAACCUCCAUGGUUGGGCACCUUUCGGUCAUGAGGUACCACGACAAAUGGUUCCCAACCGCAUAUCUGCAUAUGAGCAGCUCAUCCAGAAAUCGAAGUCCAUGCCAGACCUUGGAGAUGAAAAUACCCCCUCAGGCACCACCACUCCAGGAUCAUCAAGGGCCAGCAGCUGUCCCAAGCGUCGCUUUUCUGUUGAAUCACUUUUGGAGGAGGAGGACCCUCCAGAAAGGGCAAGGAGUCCUCCUGAGGGACAGCCAAGACCGGGACCAGACAUCAAUAGCCUGAUGCCAAUCCUUGAGAAGAACCAACGGCAGCAUCAAGAUUAUUCAGACAGUGAGCAGGAUGCCUGUGCCUCUGAACUGAGCGACAUCCACAUAGAGGGAUCAUCUUUGUGCAGUGAGAGUGACCUGGAUCAUUACUCGCUCACCUCAUCAGAAAGCUUCUACGGUUCUGGACAACCUCACUAUCACCACCAUAGACACCGUUACCACCAUCACCAUCACCUGCACCAGAGUGUAGGUCAAAGUCAAGGUUACCAGCAUCGCCACCUCAUCAGCUCCUGUAAGGGUCGCUGUCCAGCCUCCUAUACGCGAUUCACCACCAUGCUAAAACAUGAGCGCCAACAGGAAAGGGCUCGGCAAGACUCCCGCCCUGUCAGUACACCUCCACUAGCUCAACAGUCACCCAGUGAGUCAGGCCUUUCCAAACUGGCCUUCCUGGUCAGCCCUGUGCCUUUCCGACGGAAACGAGGCUCCCCGCCCACUCAGCAACGACACUGCAGAGGAGGACGGCCCAAAUCCAAAACUGCAAUUUAUGAGGCUUUAGACGCCGCUUUGCAGGACAUUUAUGAUCACAUAAGGGCAGAAAAGGGGCAAGGACCUGCAAGGUUGCCAGAUGAUAGCAUAUUGCGGCGGCUACUCGAGGAGUUGCUACCAGAUGUGCCCAAGCGUAGCUCCUCUUUAAGGCCUCAGACAGGAACCGGCUACCCCUCCACCUCGCCCCACCUCCACCAGCCUUACCACGGAUCCCACCAAUGUGCCUCCUACCAGCAGCAACACCAACAUGCAGACGCCUCUAACAACAACCAGCACUCUUAUGCUAAGCACUGCUAUUCAGAUCAGGGCUCUGAUACAGGUCGUCUCACACCACAAAGCAGAAGACCCACACCAGAAAGAGAGGUGUCUUCUAAGCAGAUGACCUAUCUUAUAUUGUCUUCUCUCCUCCAUCAGAAACAGUCUGCCAGGGCUAUUUAUGAUUUUAAAGCUCAGUCUGCCAAGGAACUUUCUUUUAAGAAAGGCGAUGCAGUGAACAUCAUCAGGCAAAUUGACAGUAACUGGUAUGAGGGCGAACACAGAGGACGCAUUGGGAUUUUCCCCAUCUCAUAUGUGGAAAAGGUGGCAUCCCCAGAGCGUAGGCAGCCAGCCAGGCCUCCUCCCCCAGCUCAGGUUCAAGAGAUGGGUGAGGCCAUAGCUCGAUACAACUUUAAUGCUGACACUAAUGUGGAGCUUUCUUUAAAAAAGGGGGAGCGAGUGAUUCUGUUAAGGAAGGUGGAUCAGAAUUGGUAUGAAGGAAAGAUUCCUGGCUCAAACAAGCAGGGCAUUUUCCCUAUGUCCUAUGUCAAUGUGAUCAAGGGCUCUCCAUCCAAGAGCCCCAGUCACCAAGGAGACACGCACACAAACAAGGCACAGAAGAAAAUUAUGCAGGAUGCUGUGCAUGCAGGUAGUGACCCGUUUCAAGCUGUGUACAACUAUGUGCCUCGUAACGAGGAUGAGCUGGAGCUGAGGGAAGGGGACGCUGUUGAUGUCAUCGAGAAAUGUGAUGAUGGCUGGUUUGUUGGUACUUCUCGAAGAACCAGGUUAUUUGGAACGUUCCCAGGAAACUAUGUUAAACCGCUUUAACAAAGAGGAAACAAUGGCACAACUUCGGCCACUCCAGUGCCUACUGUGUAGGGCCAAUGAGGCACCUCACCUUUGAGAAAGUGUGUGUGUCUAUACAUUUGUAUGUGUGUGUUCACAAACAAACUUUUCAAGUUUCAGCUCUGCAAUUUCUGCGCAGAAAAACCACUGACAUUUAUUUUACUUGAGCACUUUGAUUUUGUGCCAUCACACAUUCUCCUUGCUGUUUCUUCAUCUGCUAUUCUGACAACAGCACAACCGUUAAUGUUUUACGUAUUGUUUAGGCAUUACAGUAUGUUAUUUUCCAGGAUGAGGUAGCUCAGAGUUAGGAAGGUAAUAAUAUAGACAGCCAUGGUAUUGAGGGAGGUCAUCAGAUCAGUAAAAAUGUGAUGCUGAGUAGAGAGCUCGGACAUCAGUGUUAGACUAAGUAUGUAUGUACAAGUAUAUAUACAGUACGUGCGUGUGUGUGUGUGUGAGUGUGGAGUAAUAGUGUUAAGGUUAAUAGCAAUAGAGAUCACUGAUAAUAGAUGAGAAUAGAUCAUUUUAUUUAAAUGAGCUUAAGGUGAUAUCUCGGACAGUUAUAAAAUGACUGAAAUUUCCAUUCCCCUUGUGUAAUACACAAAGUUUGCUCUUGUGUGGCCAAAAUUAGAAAGUGUUAAUACAUAAUGGAUAGGAACAGAGGGUCUUUUUUACACAUUACUUUUACUGUAAGUAAAUUAUACUUUUUCCAUUUUCUCUUUUUUUUUUUUAAUUACAAUAUAUCUAUCAUGGAGCAGUUUGCAAUUGUUGAAGUGGCAAUCAUUCAUAUAGAAUAAUGUUCAUAUAAUUAUGAGAUGCAUUGUGAGAAUUUGUAUAAGUUGUCAUGAGCAAGGAAGUGCAUUGACAUUCUGGAAGAGAAAUAUGCUUUUGUGGAAUUUGGUAAUGUAAAUAUUUAAUUAAUUUUUUUCUAAAAUUUACCUGAGAAUGUUAUGUAUACUGAGUUUUAAAACUGUAAACCAGGUGUCAGUGAGCCUCCUGACUUUAUACAGCAAGAAAACCAUAAAUCAUGAUUAAAUCAUUGCUUGUAUUUUUUUUUCUUCUAAAGUUACCUAAUUACAUUUAGCAAAAUGUAUUUAUCGAUAUUUCUGUCACUUUUUUUUUUUUUUUUUUUUACGUUUUAUAGUUAUUUCAAUUGAAUUAUGCAACUUCUCUGAUACGAUUCUCAUGAGAUUCACUCUUUUAAAAUUGCUGCACAUAACACAAUAGAGAGCUGUUUUUAGUCAUUUAAUGAAUGUUAAAUUUGGUUUUAUGCAAGCUUGACAUUUGGGUCUGUUCACAUUUAGAUUAUGAAGUAUUUGGAUGUCAGUAUUUUCAGCACUAAAUGUAUCACUUGUGUUCUAAUCUGAAAACAUAUAGCUUGUGUUGCAUUGGCUUUUACAUGUACAAAUAUUCAGAAAAUGAAAAAGUGUGUGUGUGUGUGUGUGUGUGUGUGUGUGUGUGUGUCAAUGAAUUUCACAGACAACAAUCUUAAAGCACCUUAAACAUUUAUUUGUUCGAUUUUUUUUUUUUUUUUUUUAAUGACAUUGUUUGCAUUUUCUAGCUGCACUGCUGUGUUUGGCUGACAAAAAUUUGUAUGUCCUUUUGUAUUGUAUUUACAUGAGUUUCACUCGCACUGUAAAUGCCUUCCUUUCUCACUCAGCAUCUCAUUUUGGCUUCUUUCAGCUAUUUUUAAAUGUGUUUAUAAUUCAUCCCAUGUGCCAAAAUUAUUCUACACAUCCAGCCUUUCUGAUGCAAAAAAUAAUAAUAUUUGCAAAAAAUAGACAAAAAACUUCUUCUUUUUUGGGGCUAAUAAAGGACUCGCCUUCAGCACAGGAUGGAUUCUGGUACACACUCUAGUCUUACUGGAGUAAGGACAAGUGUUCUGUCACUUUUUGCCUUUGCUACAGCCACAAACUACUCUCCUCUACUAAAGACUUUGGAUUUUUUGGAGGAUGAUUUUUUGCCUUUUCCUUAUAGGCUUUUGACUGAACAUGUGGUGUUAUUUGAUGUGUGUGCUUUGGUGAGCUGAUGAGCUUGAGAGAAUCUUGUGUAACCUGCUCACAUUUAUAUACAGCUUUCUCUCUUAAUCUCCCUCUCUGUCUCUCCCCUUCUUUCUCCCCCUCCAUCUCUGCUCUUUUGUUUUGUUCUAUAUCUAAUAAAUUUCUGCUCAGUACUUUGAA
Molecule: messenger RNA, 7278 nt
Organism: Myxocyprinus asiaticus (Chinese sucker)
Lineage: Eukaryota; Metazoa; Chordata; Actinopteri; Cypriniformes; Catostomidae
Product: sorbin and SH3 domain-containing protein 2-like
Exons: 25
Coding region: 389-5083 (1564 amino acids)
Cellular component (GO): plasma membrane
Molecular function (GO): protein binding
Source: RefSeq, a predicted model, not a curated record